Molecule: messenger RNA, 4875 nt
Organism: Enhydra lutris kenyoni (northern sea otter)
Lineage: Eukaryota; Metazoa; Chordata; Mammalia; Carnivora; Mustelidae
Product: adhesion G protein-coupled receptor L3
Exons: 25
Coding region: 1-4731 (1576 amino acids)
Biological process (GO): brain development; adenylate cyclase-activating G protein-coupled receptor signaling pathway; synapse assembly
Cellular component (GO): cell-cell junction; membrane; axon
Molecular function (GO): G protein-coupled receptor activity; carbohydrate binding
Source: RefSeq, a predicted model, not a curated record
AUGGUGCGCCCUGCGGUCCCCGCAGGUGGCAAGCACAGUGAGCGACAUCCAGCCCUUCCUGCUCCACUGCGACAUGCUGAGCGCAGCCCCGGAGGCGCUCUCCCACCCAGACAUCUCCUUCAGCAACCAGCUGCAGAGCGGGCCACUACUCAUCGUGGACAAGGGCCCCGUGGAGCUACCAGAGGAGGUCGCGGUCCAGGUGCCCAAGGAGCCCAGAGUGCAGCCCAAGCUUUCAGCCGUGCCCCAAUUCCGAUGGCUGUGGUCCGCAGAGAGCUCUCCUGUGAGAGCUACCCCAUAGAGCUCCGCUGUCCAGGAACAGAUGUCAUCAUGAUAGAAAGUGCCAACUAUGGAAGGACUGAUGACAAAAUUUGUGACUCUGACCCUGCUCAGAUGGAGAACAUACGAUGCUAUCUGCCAGAUGCCUAUAAGAUUAUGUCUCAAAGGUGCAAUAACAGAACGCAGUGUGCAGUGGUGGCAGGUCCUGAUGUUUUUCCAGACCCGUGUCCAGGAACCUAUAAAUACCUGGAAGUGCAGUACGAAUGUGUCCCUUACAAAGUGGAACAAAAAGUUUUUCUUUGUCCUGGACUACUGAAAGGAGUAUACCAGAGUGAACACUUGUUUGAAUCCGACCACCAGUCUGGGGCAUGGUGCAAAGACCCUCUGCAGGCUUCUGACAAGAUUUAUUAUAUGCCCUGGACGCCCUACAGAACCGACACCCUCACUGAGUACUCCUCCAAGGACGACUUCAUCGCCGGAAGACCUACUACAACCUACAAGCUCCCACACAGGGUGGAUGGCACAGGGUUUGUAGUGUAUGACGGAGCUCUGUUUUUCAACAAAGAGCGCACCAGGAACAUAGUAAAGUUUGAUUUGCGGACUAGGAUAAAGAGCGGAGAGGCGAUCAUAGCAAACGCCAAUUACCACGAUACCUCCCCUUACCGAUGGGGAGGCAAAUCUGACAUAGACCUGGCAGUGGAUGAAAAUGGGCUCUGGGUGAUCUAUGCAACAGAACAAAAUAAUGGUAAAAUUGUCAUUAGUCAAUUGAACCCUUAUACCCUACGGAUUGAAGGGACAUGGGAUACUGCGUACGAUAAAAGAUCCGCUUCCAACGCGUUUAUGAUUUGCGGGAUUCUGUAUGUGGUCAGAUCGGUCUACGAGGAUGACGACAAUGAGGCCACAGGGAAUAAGAUUGACUACAUUUACAACACCGACCAGAGUAAAGAUAGUUUGGUGGACGUCCCCUUUCCCAAUUCAUACCAGUACAUAGCAGCUGUGGAUUACAACCCCAGAGACAACCUUCUUUACGUAUGGAAUAACUAUCACGUUGUGAAAUAUUCCUUGGAUUUUGGACCUCUGGAUGGUAGAUCAGGGCAGGCGCAUCAUGGGCAGGUGUCCUACAUCUCUCCACCAAUUCACCUUGACUCUGAGCUAGAAAGACCUCCUGUUAGAGAAAUGUCUACCACAGGAUCUCUUGGCAUGGGAAGCACCACCACCAGCACCACCCUGCGGACCACAACUUGGAGCCCAGGCAGGAGUACCACCCCAUCCGUGUCCGGAAGACGAAACCGGAGUACCAGCACCCCAUCUCCAGCUGUGGAGGUGCUUGAUGACAUGACCACACAUCUGCCAUCAGCCUCGUCCCAAAUCCCAGCUCUGGAAGAGAGCUGUGAAGCUGUGGAAGCUCGAGAAAUCAUGUGGUUUAAGACCCGUCAAGGACAGAUGGCCAAGCAGCCUUGCCCUGCAGGAACGAUUGGAGUAUCAACUUAUCUCUGCCUGGCUCCUGAUGGAAUCUGGGAUCCCCAAGGACCAGAUCUUAGCAACUGUUCUUCUCCUUGGGUCAACCAUAUAACACAAAAGUUGAAAUCUGGUGAGACAGCUGCCAACAUUGCUAGAGAGCUGGCUGAACAGACAAGAAGUCAUCUGAAUGCUGGGGACGUCACCUACUCAGUGCGCGCCAUGGACCAGCUGGUAGGCCUCCUAGAUGUUCAACUCCGGAACUUGACCCCAGGUGGAAAAGACAGUGCUGCACGGAGUUUGAACAAGCUUCAGAAAAGAGAGCGCUCUUGCAGAGCCUAUGUCCAGGCGAUGGUCGAGACAGUUAACAACCUUCUCCAGCCACAAGCCUCAAAUGCGUGGAGAGACCUGACUACAAGCGAUCAGCUACGGGCAGCGACCAUGUUGCUUGACACUGUGGAGGAAAGUGCUUUUGUCCUGGCUGAUAACCUUUUGAAGACUGACAUUGUCAGGGAGAACACAGACAAUAUUCAGUUGGAAGUUGCAAGGCUGAGCACGGAAGGAAACUUAGAAGACCUAAAAUUUCCAGAAAACAUGGGUCACGGAAGCACUAUCCAGCUCUCCGCAAAUACUUUAAAACAAAAUGGUCGAAACGGAGAGAUCAGAGUGGCCUUUGUCCUGUACAACAACUUGGGUCCUUAUUUGUCCACGGAGAAUGCCAGCAUGAAGUUGGGAACAGAGGCUAUGUCCACCAAUCAUUCUGUUAUUGUCAAUUCCCCUGUUAUUACAGCAGCAAUAAACAAAGAGUUCAGCAAUAAGGUUUAUUUAGCUGAUCCUGUGGUGUUCACUGUUAAACAUAUUAAGCAGUCCGAGGAGAAUUUCAACCCUAACUGUUCAUUUUGGAGCUAUUCCAAGCGCACAAUGACAGGUUAUUGGUCAACACAAGGCUGCCGGCUUCUGACAACAAAUAAGACACAUACUACGUGCUCUUGUAAUCACCUAACCAAUUUUGCAGUACUGAUGGCACACGUGGAAGUAAAGCACAGUGAUGCGGUCCAUGACCUUCUUCUGGAUGUGAUCACGUGGGUUGGAAUUUUGCUGUCCCUUGUUUGUCUCCUGAUUUGCAUCUUCACAUUUUGCUUUUUCCGCGGGCUCCAGAGUGACCGCAAUACCAUCCACAAGAACCUCUGCAUCAGCCUUUUUGUAGCUGAACUUCUCUUCCUGAUUGGGAUCAACCGAACCGACCAACCCAUUGCCUGUGCCGUUUUCGCUGCCCUCUUACAUUUCUUCUUCCUGGCCGCCUUCACCUGGAUGUUCCUGGAGGGAGUGCAGCUCUACAUCAUGCUGGUGGAGGUUUUCGAGAGUGAGCACUCACGGAGGAAAUAUUUCUACCUGGUCGGCUACGGGAUGCCGGCGCUCAUCGUGGCUGUGUCAGCAGCGGUGGACUAUAGGAGUUACGGAACAGAUAAAGUAUGUUGGCUCCGACUUGACACCUACUUCAUUUGGAGCUUUAUAGGACCAGCGACCUUGAUAAUAAUGCUUAAUGUCAUCUUCCUUGGGAUUGCUCUCUAUAAAAUGUUCCAUCAUACGGCCAUUCUGAAGCCUGAAUCGGGCUGCCUUGAUAAUAUCAACUAUGAGGAUAACAGACCCUUCAUCAAGUCAUGGGUUAUAGGUGCAAUAGCUCUUCUCUGCCUAUUAGGAUUGACCUGGGCCUUCGGACUCAUGUAUAUUAAUGAAAGCACAGUCAUCAUGGCGUAUCUCUUCACUAUAUUCAAUUCUCUACAGGGAAUGUUUAUAUUCAUUUUCCAUUGUGUCCUACAAAAGAAGGUACGAAAAGAGUAUGGGAAAUGCCUGCGAACGCAUUGUUGUAGCGGCAAAAGUACAGAGAGUUCCAUUGGCUCAGGGAAAACAUCUGGUUCUCGAACUCCUGGACGCUACUCCACAGGCUCACAGAGCCGAAUUCGUAGAAUGUGGAAUGACACGGUCCGAAAGCAGUCAGAGUCUUCCUUCAUUACUGGAGAUAUAAACAGUUCAGCGUCACUCAACAGAGGAGCCAUGGCUAAUCAUCUUAUAAGCAAUGCUCUGCUUCGUCCGCAUGGUACUAACAAUCCCUAUAAUACAUUGCUUGGGGAACCGGCGGUCUGUAACAACCCUUCUGUCAGCAUGUACAACGCACAAGAGCCCUACAGAGAGACAAAGGGGCUUCUGAACAAUGCCAGGGAUACAAGUGUCAUGGAUACUCUACCACUGAAUGGUAACCAUGGCAAUAGUUACAGCAUUGCCAGUGGUGAGUACCUGAGCAACUGUGUGCAAAUCAUAGACCGUGGCUAUAACCACAACGAGACCGCCCUAGAGAAAAAGAUUCUGAAGGAACUCACUUCCAACUAUAUCCCAUCUUACCUGAACAACCACGAGCGCUCCAGUGAACAGAACAGGAAUCUGAUGAACAAGCUGGUGAAUAACCUUGGCAGCGGGAGUGAAGAUGAUGCCAUUGUCCUGGAUGACGCCACCUCCUUUAACCAUGAGGAGAGUUUGGGCCUGGAACUCAUUCAUGAGGAAUCUGAUGCUCCUUUGCUUCCCCCAAGAGUUUACUCUGCAGAGAACCACCAGCCACACCAUUACACCAGAAGGCGGCUCCCCCAAGACCACAGUGAGAGCUUUUUCCCUUUGCUAACCAACGAGCACACAGAAGAUCUCCAGUCACCCCAUAGGGACUCUCUGUACACCAGCAUGCCGGCACUGGCUGGUGUGCCUGCCGCGGAGAGUGUUACCACCAGCACCCAGACCGAACCCCCACCGGCCAAAUGUGGUGAUGCCGAAGAUGUUUACUACAAAAGCAUGCCAAACCUAGGCUCCAGAAACCACGUCCAUCAGCUGCACACCUACUACCAGCUAGGGCGUGGUAGCAGUGAUGGAUUUAUAGUUCCUCCAAACAAAGAUGGGACCCCUCCAGAGGGCAGUUCAAAAGGACCAGCUCAUUUGGUCACUAGUCUAUAGAAGAUGACACAGAAAUUGAAACCAACAAAACUGCUAACACCUGGUGGACUGUUCUGAGUUGAUAUAAGCAGUGGUAAUAAUGUGUGUACUCCUAAAUCUUUAUGCUGUUCUUGAAAGACAAACACAGACUUUCAGACUUUUUUU